Molecule: messenger RNA, 1023 nt
Organism: Penaeus monodon (black tiger shrimp)
Lineage: Eukaryota; Metazoa; Arthropoda; Malacostraca; Decapoda; Penaeidae
Product: PE-PGRS family protein PE_PGRS16-like
Exons: 3
Coding region: 1-1023 (340 amino acids)
Source: RefSeq, a predicted model, not a curated record
AUGUGGCUGCCACACCCUCGACACUGGAUCAACUUCGUGUUACUUCUUCACGAACAUGCUUGGUGUGGCACAAGAGGCGUGUCAAAUAUGAUUUUAAUAAGAUUUAUCGGAUGUAACUCAACAAAUGUUUUAGCUCUUGGUUCCCUAGAGCCGUUUUCCCUUCCAGCCGCUCUUUCGCGACGAAUAUGGAAGAGACCCUCCGAUGUUUCUAGAGCUUUCCGUCACUUGGUACCUUCUCAUCCAGUUUUUGAAUCUGACUGCAGAGGUAUUACGCUCCGUUUGCUGCCGCUGUCGUUUGCUGGCGAUGGCGGCGGGGUGGGAGGUGGCGGCGGGGUGGGAGGUGGUGGGAUGGAUCGUGUUGGAGGAGAUGGUGGGAGGGAUGGUGUGGGAAGGCUGGUGUUGGAGGUGGUGGUGGCGGGGUUGGAGGUGGUUGGAGGUGGUGGGAGGGAUGGUGUUGGAGAUGGUGGCGGGAUUAGAGAUGGUGGGAGGGAUGGUGUUGGAGGUGGUGCUCCUGGAAAUGGCGGUGGUGUUUCUGGAUGGUUUAGUGAUGGAGAGGAUGGUGGUGAUAGAGAUAGUUCUUGUGUUGGAGAUUGUGGCGGUGAUUUGGGAGAUGGCGGUAGCGUUGGGGAUGGUAGUGGUGCUUUAAGAGGUUUUGGAGAUCUUUGUGUUGGAGUCGUGGGGAGAGAUGAUGGUGUUGUUGGAGGUAGUGAUGACAGUGUUGGAGAUAGCGAUGGCAGUGUUGGAGAUAGUGGAGCUGCGUGGCAUUUCACCAGAAAUGCUGAUGUCCUCGUUGCAGCGGCUGUUCUGGAGAUGGUGGCGGCGUUGGAGAUAAUAUUUAGCUCAAGAAGGCGGUGUGUUGGCGAGAAAGCUGCUGCCCUGGAUGCUGGCGAUACCGCUGGUGUUGGAGAAGGUGCUGGUAGUGGUAGUGGUGGCGUAGUGAGGCAUCUCGCCGCUGUUGGUGGAGAUGUAAGUGGUAUUGGUGCUGGAGAUGAUGUUGGUAUUGCGGGUGGUACUGGUCCCUGA